This is a messenger RNA of Glarea lozoyensis ATCC 20868, 3147 nucleotides long. Its product is annotated as LuxS/MPP-like metallohydrolase. Gene Ontology annotation, molecular function: metal ion binding. NCBI's taxonomy places the organism in Eukaryota, Fungi, Ascomycota, Leotiomycetes, Helotiales, Helotiaceae. The record is from RefSeq and is a predicted model, not a curated record. The transcript has 3 exons. The coding region runs from base 1 to 3147 and encodes 1048 amino acids.
AUGCCAAGUCAGACAAGAAAAAGCCAUUUUCGAACAAUACAAAAGUUCAAGACGGACUACGCCCCCGUCUCUAUCUCUCAAUAUGUUUCUGAGAGAACAGGCAUGCAUGUGGUGGUAGCAGACCAGAAAGGACCCAAAGUCCAAGGCUAUUUUGCAUUGGCUACCGAGAUCUUCGAUGACUCCGGAUCUCCGCACACUCUAGAGCAUCUUGUUUUUAUGGGUUCCAAAAGCUAUCAAUACAAAGGAUUGCUUGACAAGUUAGCAUCACGUGCCUAUUCCAACACAAACGCAUGGACGGCAACAGAUCAUACAGCUUACACAUUAGAUACCGCAGGAUGGGAAGGUUUCGCACAGAUAUUACCCGUAUAUUUAGAGCAUGUCAUUCUACCAACUUUGACUGAUGCCGGGUGUUAUACCGAGGUUCAUCAUAUUGAUGGAGAAGGUAACGAUGCAGGUGUGGUUUAUUCAGAGAUGCAAGGCGUUCAAAAUACAGGUGGAGAAAUCAUGGAUAUUAGAGCUAGACGACUGCUGUAUCCGGAAAAUGUUGGUUUCCGUUAUGAGACUGGUGGAUUGAUGCCCAAUCUGAGGGUGUUGACUGCGGAUCGAAUCCGAGAGUUUCACAAAGAAAUGUAUCAGCCGAAGAAUUUGUGUCUGGUCCUCGUGGGUGAGGUGGACGAGGAAAACCUACUUCAAAUCUUAGAUGAUUUCGAGGACACUAUCAUUAACGACAUCCCACCACCAAGUGCACCAUUCAAGCGACCCUGGGUCGAGUCUGCACAACCUCCUGCUAUCGCAAAGACUAUUGUUGAAACUAUAGAGUUUCCUGAAGAGGAUGAAUCUAUGGGAGACAUUCUCAUUGCAAUGUUUGGUCCUGACUGUAAUUCCGCUAUUGAAACAGCUGCUCUUACUGUGCUGCUCACCUAUCUAGCCGGCUCGUCCGUCUCUGUCCUGGAGAACAUCAUGGUCGAGAAAGAAGAGCUUGCAAGCGCUAUCUAUCAGAAUUGGGACGCCAGGCCGAAUUCAGUAAUCUGGAUCCAGCCAUCCGGUGUUGCAACUGACAAGCUGGCACAUGUUGAGCAGCGUCUUUUUGAGAUCCUACGCGAAGUCAACUCCAAGCCUUUAGAUAUGAAAUAUAUGUCGGACUGCAUUGGUAGAGAAAAGCGACGAAUCAAAUCUCAGGCUGAAAGUUCCAGCAGUUUCUACGCCGAUGGCAUUAUCAAUGACUUUCUGUUCGGCAAGAGGGAUGGCUCUACACUCAAGGACAUGGGAACUCUAAGCGAAUUCGAUUCGUUGGAGAAAUGGUCAGAUGAGAAAUGGAGGGAAUUUAUGAGAAAAUGGAUCACGGAUGCUCCUCACAUCUCUCUACUUGGCACACCAUCCAAAAGCAUGUCCGAAAAGAUCAAGGCCGAUGAAGAGGCGCGUCUUGCUGCACGACGAAAAGAGCUUGGGCCUGAAGGCCUCGCGAAGUUGGCCGAGAAGCUCAAGGAUGCUAUAGCGAAGAAUGAAGUAGAGAUUCCUAACUCGCUCUUGCAGAAAUGGCCUGUUCCUGGGGUAGAAUCUAUUCAUUUCAUUGAGUCCAUCACCGCAAGAUCUGGACAGGCAAAGAAAUUGGGAGCCCCAUCCAACAGAAUUCAGCAGGUAGUCGACAAGCAGGCCUCAGAUGUCCCAUUGUUUCUUCAGUUCGAGCACGUACCUAGCAACUUUGUUAACAUCAUCGUACUCCUAGGAACUUCACAGGUUGCCACAGAGCAUCGGCCACUUCUACCGCUGUUUCUUGACAAUUUCUUCAAUACCCCAAUCAUGAAAGAUGGAAAGAAGAUCGACUUCGAGACCGUAGUUACGCAGUUGGAGCAAGACACCGUCAGCUAUUCCAUGAAUGGUGGUGGUCGCAUUGGAGAUGCAGAAGGUCUCGCAAUCCAAUUCCAAGUUGAACCCGAGAAAUAUGCCGCCGCUAUCGAGUGGAUCCGUACAAUGAUGUUCGAUAGUCUGUUUGACGAGACGAGACUCAAAGCUGGUAUCGCGAAGAUUCUUGCUGAUAUCCCAGAAGAGAAGCGGAGCGGAAAUAGCAUGAUGUAUGCGGUUGAUUCGAUGAUUCAUGGUGACAAGGACUCGAACAUCGUGGCUCGCGGAACUCUCGUUAAAGCCGUAUACAUGAAAAGACUCAAGAAUCUUCUGGCAAACGAACCUGCCACGGUUAUUGGCUGGCUUGAAGCACUCCGAAAAUCUCUCUUCACGUUUGAGAGCAUGCGUACUCUGGUCAUUGCCGACAUCGAAAAACUCCCAAACCCAGUUCAAGCAUGGAAGCCCCUCAUCGCUGGUCUUGACACAACCAAAGAACUCCUCCCCCUAGUAAAAGGCAAAGACCGUCUCAGCCCCGACGGAAAGAACCCAGGUAAUUACGGUGCAGUAAUCGUCCCAAUGCCAACAAUCGACUCUUCAUUCCUCAUCUCCUCCGCAAAAGGACCCGACGAUUACAACGACCCCCGUCUGCCCGCCCUUAUGGUCGCCAUCUCCUUCCUCGACUCCGUCGAAGGUCCCGUCUGGACCGCCGUCCGUGGCACCGGUCUCGCCUACGGCGCCAACUUCCGCAAAGACACCGACGCCGGCCACGUAUCUUUCAGCAUCUACCGCUCUCCGGACGUGCAUCGUGCGUUCAUCGCCGGCAAGAAGAUCCUCGAAUCCUACAUUGACGGAACCGCGAAAUUCGAAGACCAUGCUCUUGAGGGCGCGGUCAGUCAGAUUGUUUGUAAUCUGGCGGAUGAACAGGCUACGAUGUCACGGGCGGGACAGUUUCAUUUCGUUAAUGGCGUUGUGAAGGGCGUGGAUGAUGAGUAUGAUACGAGGAUGUUGAAGAGGGUCAGGGAGGUGAAGGUUGAGGAGAUUAAAGGGGCGAUGAGGGAGAUUCUGCUGCCGCUUUUCAAAGCGGGGUCGGCGAAUUUGGUUGCUACUGUUGCGCCUAUUAUGAAGGAGAACAUGGUCAAGGGAUUCACGGAACUUGGGUUCAAGACUCAGGUCAAGCCUCUUUCGGCGUUUAAGGAGAGUUAUGGUCUUGAGGGAGAGGAGGGGGAAGAUGAGGGGGAUGAUGAUGAGGAGGGGAGUGAUGAUGGGGGAAGUGGUAGUGAUGAGGAGAUGAGUGAGGAGGAUUAG